AUGAGAAGUCAUGCCAAAUAGUUAACGAUUAUAUAAGAAAAUCAUUUCUAAAACCAAAUCUUGGAAAUAACAAAACUAAUACGUAUAAACAGUUUUAAAACUAAAGGUUAGGGAAAGUACAAAACUGGAUUUGCAUUAAUUAACAAGGAAUUUGAGAGAUCAUUGAUUAUGCAAACAGGAUGGCGCAUUCGUAUUCAAUUACUAAGAAGGGGAAUAGUGUGCCUGAUCAAGAUUCUAAAGUAGUAUUCUAGAGAUGGGAACAAAUAAGAAAGUUAAUUGAACUUGGUGAGAAAGUUACAGCAAUUCCUAUUGUUUUAUGUUGAGAUGUUACAAAACUAGGCUCAGGAAUAUAAAAAGUUUUAUUUGAAGGAUAUUCUUUAUAGAUUUUCUUAAAUUUAAAUGCUGACAUUUUAAUUGUCAAAAUAACAUGAAGAUGUUCGAUGUGUACUUUACUGGAAGCCAACUUGUUAUUAUAAGGAUUCUCGAUUCAAUAAAUUAAAAUUUUAGUAUAACCUAAUGGUAGGACAUCUGCAUUUUCAGUUCAAGCUAUUCGAGCCUGCUAUUUCCUAUUAUUAUGAAGCCAUAACUGAAUGUUAAUUUCUUCUGAUGGACAUAAUUAAUCAAGAUUACCACCUUAAAACCUUGGAAGAUGAAUAUUUCAAAGUAAUUUCAUGGAUUGUUCUUACACUCUAUAUUGUUGGUUUUAUUUAUGAAUUGCAAUCAGAUUAUAAUAAAUUAUUAGAAACCUAUAAAAUAGCAUUGUGGUUGUCACAAAUAACAAAUAAUACUGGUUUAUCCACUUUCAUUGAUGAACAAUAUUAUCAAUACUCAAACAAAUACAGAAAAUUCAUGUUGGAAAUCAAGGAAGUCAAUUAAAUCUUGGCUCCAAUAUUUCCCCAAUCCAAUCAUUAAAAUACUGAAGACACAAGCAAUGAUUAUUGGACCAAAAUAAACGAUGGGUUUUAUAGAAAAUACAAUAAGGAGAUCAAUGUAAACUUAUAUUCCAUCUUACAACAACCUGAAGAUUCUGUUUAUAAUAAAAAAUUGUUCAGAUUAACUGAAUAAGAAACCACAAUCUAGUCCAAUAUUCACACUCCUCGUUAAUACGAGAAAUGUAGAACAUUCAAUUCACUGGAUGAUGUAAAGAUCAGUAAACAGACUACUAAUAACCCUUCACCUCAACACUCUCACAGAACUCCCAUUAUAACACAUUAGAAAAGUAAAUCUUUUAAGUUCACAUCCGACAUUGAUUAAAUUCUUAAGAGAUUGCCGCAAAGGGAAAUUGAAACUUUUUCUUCCCUGAAGGCAAAAAAAGAAUUAGACCUGUAUUACCAAUAAAAAGUUCUCACUUCUUUUGAAAGUGCAAAUUAGAUAAAAUCUUUAAAAUCAGUUAAACAGCAGAUAUCCUCAUAGGAAGAAAUAGAUAAAGUGUGCUAAUCGGAUCUAAUAGUGGGAAAAAAACUAUUAAAAUUUUAGAAGUACACUCAUCAAAGAGUAGCAACUCAUUCGAACAUCAUGAAGAUUAUUUCCGAUAUAUCCAAAGAACAAGAGCAUUUAGAAGGUAUCAAUACAGCUAGAUUGGCAUUAUAAGGAACUUAAGACAUAGAGGAUAAAAUGAGAUUUUAAAUAUAAUAAAUCAUAAAAAAAUAGUCUAUAUUUAAUGAAGGAGAAUUGAUGAAUCUUAAAUCAUUGGUUUCGGAUUAUGAGUAAAAUUUAUCUAAAGCACAUACAAUACACGAGCUACCUAUUGAAUAAUCACAAAUUUCUAAAAGAUUAAGAGAGAAAAAUAACUUAAUUGUUAAAUCAAUUGAUUAAACCAUCAAAAGAAUACCAUUAGAACAAUUGAAAACAAGAAAGUCUUUUUUAUCUCGUGUGUAAGAAAGUAUGCUUAAAAAAUGA
Paramecium tetraurelia is the source of this 1899-nucleotide messenger RNA. RefSeq lists its product as uncharacterized. NCBI's taxonomy places the organism in Eukaryota, Ciliophora, Oligohymenophorea, Peniculida, Parameciidae. The record is from RefSeq and is a predicted model, not a curated record. The transcript is spliced from 4 exons.